CAUAAUUUAACUUUAUCACUUGGGCUUAUGUAUUUGUCUCGUGCCUUCCUCUGCACAGGAACACCUGUAGCAAUGAACAGCUUCACCUUUGGUCACCUUCUCAUCUUCUUCUUCUUCUUCUUCUUCAUCCUCCUCCUCCAUCCUUCUUCCUCUCAGCGGUACAACGCGCUGUUCAACUUCGGCGACUCCAUGUCCGACACCGGCAACGUCCAAAUCAGCACCCUCCCCUACGGCAUGACCUUCUUCGGCAACGCCACCGGACGCUGCUCCGACGGCCGCCUCGUCAUCGACUUCAUCGCUCAAGAGCUAGGUUUCCCAUUGCUGCCGCCGUCGCAAGAGGAGCACGACUUCCGGCGCGGCGCCAAUUUCGCCGUGAUCGCCGCCACCACCCUCGGCUUCGACUUCUUCGACGAACGCGGCCUCAGCAAGGGCCUCUGGGUGAACGCCUCCCUCCGCCUCCAAAUCGACCGCUUCGAGCGCCUCCUCCCCUCCGUCUGCGGCGCCGCUCGAGAGUGCAAGGAGUUCCUCGGCAAGUCUCUGUUCAUCGUCGGCGAGUUCGGCGGCAACGACUACAGCACCGCGCUCUUCUUCGCCCGGCCCAUCGACGAAGUCAGCGCCUUCGUGCCCGAUGUCAUCGACGCCCUCAAACACGGCGUCGAGAGGCUGAUCGCGCUGGGGGCGGCGGACCUGGUGGUGCCGGGGGUGUUGCCGGUGGGAUGCUUCCCGUUAUACCUGGCGAACUACCACACGCCGAACCCGGAGGACUACGGCCCCAGGACAGGAUGCGCCAGGAGGUACAACGCCCUCUCCUGGCUGCACAACACGCUGCUCCGGCGAGCGCUGGAGCAGCUCCGGCGAAAGUACCCCGGCGUCGCCAUCAGAUACGCCGACUACUACUCCCAAGUCAUCGAUAUCGCCAUCGAUCCCGUAAAAUACGGAUUCACUGGCGGAGCUUUGAGGACUUGCUGUGGAGGUGGUGACAACAUCUACAACUUUGAUCAAAAACGUAGGUGCAACGAGAAGAACUACACCGUGUGCACUGAUGUGUCGACAUACGUUAAUUGGGACGGAAUUCACCUGACAGAGGCCGCGCACCGUGUCAUAGCCAACGGCUGGUUACAUGGCCCCUAUGUCGACCCGCCCCUCUUGAGCUCGAGCUCGAGUUAAAUUAACUAGCAGAAGUUAGACUUGAAAACUUGAUCACAUCCAUUUUCCGGGCAGUACAACUCGGAUCCAACCACACAAUUCAUGUUUAGGGGUCGACGAAAAUAUAGUGAUUGUUAUUGUUUAAGCAGUGGUUCUUUUGACUUGAUCUGUAAUUAGUUUUGCUAUCGUUUAGUUUGACAUACAAUGUAGUAUGAGAGAGGCCUACUAAUUAUUUGCUGGUGUACCAUGCGUUUAA
This is a messenger RNA of Zingiber officinale, 1402 nucleotides long. Its product is annotated as GDSL esterase/lipase At5g45910-like. Bases 28 to 1167 code for a protein of 379 amino acids. Gene Ontology annotation, molecular function: hydrolase activity, acting on ester bonds. NCBI's taxonomy places the organism in Eukaryota, Viridiplantae, Streptophyta, Magnoliopsida, Zingiberales, Zingiberaceae. The transcript has 5 exons. The record is from RefSeq and is a predicted model, not a curated record.